Molecule: messenger RNA, 2337 nt
Organism: Mauremys mutica (yellowpond turtle)
Lineage: Eukaryota; Metazoa; Chordata; Testudines; Geoemydidae
Gene: MTERF1
Product: mitochondrial transcription termination factor 1
Exons: 5
Coding region: 639-1832 (397 amino acids)
Biological process (GO): termination of mitochondrial transcription; regulation of DNA-templated transcription
Cellular component (GO): mitochondrial matrix
Molecular function (GO): double-stranded DNA binding
Source: RefSeq, a predicted model, not a curated record
UCCAUUUGUCAAACUUCUGAAUACCAUUUAAAGAUUCCACGAGAUUCUGCAAAGGUCCAGAAUAUUCUUGGAGGUUAAUGAAAAAUGAAUCCACAUAUGGAAUAACUGAAACAUUUUACUUCAAACAUUUUAUUUUCCUUUUUGUUGCUAACAACAAAAACAGCACCCUGAGACUGACACUUCCUAAGCCCAGCACCCCAGGUGGUCACCUGGGUCGCCUGCCCUGAAAUAUGGCACUGGUGAGAAGAGAAAUUGCAUGACCCAGAAUUGAUACCAUGGCAGUGAAAUCCAGAAAAGCCAGAGUUCCUAGAACUCUUUGACUGCUUUCUCCUUGUUAGCUUUCAACUUUAACCUACGAUGAGGAAGACUCCGGACCGCAACGUGAUGUGAGUGGAAAAGGAUUUAUAUAUGUGCGACCCCGAUACUGAAAAAUACCAAUAGGUUCUUUGCACACACUUAGGGUGUUAAUGCUGGGCCACUACUAUUAAAGGAGGGAAGAAAUUGAUGGAUGAAACGCAAAGGGGGAGAGAAAAAGAAGUGGAAUGGUAAGGAGAGAAGGGAAGAGGAAGGUAGAGGAAAGAGAGAGAUUUUUUUGCUGAGGAAGUGUUGGACCAAGUUGUGAAAGCAGGGGACAAACAAUGAUAAACAGUGGAUGUACAGUACUACAAAGAUACUUGCAGCAGCUGAUCCCUGUGGCAGCCAGGGGACUGUUGCACAUGAAAAACUCACUUCUUUACAAUAUGAAUUGCUUUUGGCUGAUUAGAUUUUCAACAGAGAUUGUGCUCAGACCUGUGUCUUCUAGGCACUUCUGUCUGAAGACAGACAGUGCUGUUGCAAAGUCAUGCCAGGAGAAUGGCAUACUAGUAAACAAUCUGGCAUGCAUGGGAGUGGAUGUCAAAAUGGCAAGAAGGCGACAACCUGGAGUUCUGAAGAAGCUGAUCACAAAUGAAGAGGGCCUCAAAAGGUUUCUGCAAAGCAAAGGGGCUACUAAUGAAGUCAUUGCCAGCAUCAUCUCACGUUAUCCACGAGCCAUCACACGUUCCUAUGAGUCUCUUGAAAAACGUUGGGAACUUUGGAGAAGUAUUUUGAUGACUGAUUUGGAAAUUGUAAAUAUUCUGGGACGUUCUCCUGAGUCUUUCUUUCGUUCCAGUAAUAACAUCAAUAUGGAGAAAAAUAUUACAUUUUUCUGUUCUCUUGGGCUAACCUCUAAACACCUUUGCAAUAUGUUGACUAGAGCACCUCGGGCAUUUUCUAACAGAGUGGAGCUGAAUAAACAGAUGACUGACCUCCUGCAUGAGAUCUGUUUGUCUUUAGGUGGUGAAAACCCAAAUGAUUUUGUGAAGCACAUCAUUUCUAAAAAUGUCUUCAUCCUCCUGCGGAGCAGCAAGCAAGUGAGCGCAAACUUUGAGUUCCUGCAAUCUUUCCAUCUGAGCAAUGAGGAAUUACUAGCUCUGCUACAUGGCUGUGGAGCUGACAUUUUGGACUUAUCUAAUGAAUAUAUCAAAAAAAACUUUACAAAUGCUAAAGAGAAGCUAUCAUCUCUUGGGUGCACUGAAAGAGAGGUGGAUAGAUUUUUCAUUAGCUAUCCACGAGUGCUCUUUCUUUCAUCCAAGAACCUCAGUGAUAAAAUAGAUUGCCUCUUGCAAGCAAAGAUUCACAUUAAACAAAUAGUUGAAAUGUCUCGUGUUCUGGAUGUAAGUAUCGGUACUGUAAGAAGCAGAGUCAAGGAACUGGAAAAAACUAGUUAUGACUUCAAAACCUAUGGAAUUGGCAUCCUUACUUUAAGUAAAAGGAGAUUUGAAGCUAAAUUGGAAAAAUUACAUAGUGCAUAGUGAUUAAUCAAGAGGACAGAAUCCAUUCUGUGAGAAUACAGGGUCAGAUUCUGAAAUUAAAAAACUUGAAAAAGGGUCCUGUUUUGUUAUUUUGAAACUUAUUUCAGAAUAAUUUGUGGUUACUUAGCACUGCUUAUUUAGGAUAAGUAAAUUCUCAGCUAUCACUAGCGGGGCGCUAUAGAGUGACCAGGAGAACCGUUUGGUGUCUUGCUUACCAGCUGUGAUGGUAGUGGAUCACAGAUAUUGAAAAGAGUGAGACUGCUUAGAGUGUACAUCAGUUGGAGGAGAGAAUAGAGAUAUGCAGAAUAUGAAUGGUACAGAGAAGAUAAGUCAGGUAUACUAUUUGCCCUUUCUGCCAUACAAAAGCAAGGGAUCAUUCAUACCCUCGAUUCUGGAACUGGCUUAGCACAGGCUAACCCAGGGGCAGGCAAUCUAUGCCACGCGUGCCAAAGGCGACACGUGAGCUGAUUUUCAGUGGCACUCACAUUGUCCGGGUCCUGGCCAC